AUGAGGCACCUAGGUGAAAAUCUCUGGGUAAAUCACCACUGCGGAGAACACCUCUAUCUAUUCUACAAUGCGGCAAAGGCAUAUUCUCCUGAGGAGUUUAGCGACCAUUUUAUGGAAUUCAAGAACUACUAUCCCGAGGCAGCCUUUUUCCUCGAGCAUGAGCUUGGUUUUGAGAAAUGGAGCAGGGCAUAUUUCCCCGACAACAGGUUUGACGUGAUGACCAUAAAUAUUGCGGAGUCGAUGAACGCUAUGUUGAUUGACGAAAAGGAGUACCCCGUGGCAUCCAUAUUUAAUUCGAUUGCCAAGAGGUUUGGUGAAAUAUUCAGGAAGAGGCGUGCCUACAUCCUCAAAUGUAAGGAUAACAAAUUUGUUCCCGCUGCUGAAAAGAUCUUAAGAGAUAAUAGGAGCAAGGGAGGCUCCUUCUAUGUGGAGAACAUAAGUGGGGACGAAAGGCAAUACACUAUGUUCGGAAGUGGCUGUACAGCCAAAGUCAACCUACUGAAAAGGUCAUGUUCUUGUAGGAAGUUUGACUUGGUCAAAAUACCAUGCGAUCACGCGAUAGCCACUUUGUGA
This is a messenger RNA of Capsicum annuum, 573 nucleotides long. RefSeq lists its product as uncharacterized. Gene Ontology annotation, molecular function: zinc ion binding. Lineage: Eukaryota; Viridiplantae; Streptophyta; Magnoliopsida; Solanales; Solanaceae. The record is from RefSeq and is a predicted model, not a curated record. Bases 1 to 573 code for a protein of 190 amino acids. The transcript has a single exon.